GCCGCCUGCGGUCCUCCGUCGGUUCUCUCGUUAGUCUGAGGUUGCCCCUUCAGCUCCUGGCUCUCAUCUUCAAGCUUGGGACUGGCGGACGAGAGUACUUGGCAGGAAGAGGCUGGAGUCGGAGUCAUCGCUUGAGCCUUUCAUCUCAGAAAUUCAAGCUACUUGGUACAACUUGUUCUACACAGGCCGUGCAUCGUACAAGGCAUUUGCAAGUGAUGGCUGCUAUCAGGAAGAAACUGGUGAUUGUUGGUGAUGGAGCUUGUGGGAAGACAUGCUUGCUCAUAGUCUUCAGCAAGGACCAGUUCCCAGAGGUGUAUGUGCCAACGGUGUUUGAGAACUGCGUGGCAGAUAUUGAGGUGGUUGGCAAGCAGGUAGAAUUGGCUUUGUGGGACACAGCCGGGCAGGAAGACUAUGACCGCCUGAGGCCCCUCACCUACCCAGACACCGAUGUUAUACUCAUGUGUUUCUCCAUCGACAGCCCUGAUAGUUUAGAAAACAUCCCAGAAAAAUGGAUCCCAGAAGUCAAGCAUUUCUGUCCCAAUGUGCCCAUCAUCCUGGUUGGGAACAAGAAGGAUCUGCGGAAUGAUGAGCACACAAGGCGGGAGCUAGCCAAGAUGAAGCAGGAGCCGGUAAAACCUGAGGAAGGCAGAGAUAUGGCAACCAGGAUUGGUGCUUUUGGGUACAUGGAGUGUUCAGCAAAGACCAAAGAUGGAGUGAGGGAGGUUUUUGAAAUGGCUACAAGAGCUGCUCUGCAAGCCAGACGUGGGAAGAAAAAAUCUGGGUGCCUUGUCUUGUGAAACCUUGCUGUAAGCACAGCCCUUAAGCGGUUAAUUUUGAAGUGCUGUUUAUUAAUCUUAGUGUAUGAUUACUGGCCUUUUUCAUUUAUCUAUAAUUUACCUAAGAUUACAAAUCAAAAGUCAUCUUGCUACCAGUAUUUAGAAGCCAACCAUGAUUAUUAAUGACAUCCAACUCGUCUGGCCCACUAGGGUCCUUCUGACACUGCUCUAACACCCAUCUCCUGCACUCCCACCUGACACACCAGGCGCUAAUUCAAGGAAUUUCUUAAUAACUUCUUGCUUCUUUCUAGAAAGAGAAAUA
Molecule: messenger RNA, 1098 nt
Organism: Nycticebus coucang (slow loris)
Lineage: Eukaryota; Metazoa; Chordata; Mammalia; Primates; Lorisidae
Product: transforming protein RhoA-like
Exons: 1
Coding region: 216-797 (193 amino acids)
Biological process (GO): cell migration; stress fiber assembly; small GTPase-mediated signal transduction
Cellular component (GO): dendritic spine; cleavage furrow
Molecular function (GO): GTPase activity; GTP binding
Source: RefSeq, a predicted model, not a curated record